Phyllotreta striolata is the source of this 2250-nucleotide messenger RNA. Lineage: Eukaryota; Metazoa; Arthropoda; Insecta; Coleoptera; Chrysomelidae. The record is from the annotation of a GenBank genome assembly.
AUGUUUUCAGAGAGCUCUAUCGAUUACGAUUACGAGCUCACCAUGAGCCAGGAGUAUUUGAAUCUCAAUUUAAAUGAUAAUGGUCCGGAAAAGGUUUCUCGAAGCGAAGCUUCGGGCUCACAUGUUGACGAAAGAGCCUUACGAAUGAUGCAAAAAAUGGGUUACAAGGAAGGCUACGGAUUAGGCAAGAAUGAACAAGGCAUAACUAAACUCGUAGAUUUCAGUUACCAAUUGGGCAAAAAAGGAUUCGGCCUUAAACUCAAAAAAAUUGAAGACAAUAUGGAAACGUGGGAUUUCAAUAAAGAUGAAGUAUUUGUAAAAGAAAAUUUAUCUUGGUUGAGCAGCGACCGCCCGUUGAAUUCCAGUUUCGAAGAAAUGUGUUCUUGGAUUGAGGAGGGAUCACCUAUUACCGAUAUUAACACUCAAUCAAACUUCUGCGAUGAGAAAAUCCUAACCGAAGUAAUUAAAGCAAAGGACAUAUUUGAUGAAAUGGACGCGUUAGAGCUCUGUCAGGCUAGAGCUAGAUGCAAUCCCUUCGAGACGGUUCGAUCGGUCUUUUUCAUGAACAGGGCCGCUUUGAAAAUGGCUAAUAUCGAUGCAAUCACCGAUUUCGAGUUCACAAAUAUCGAUAAAAACGAGUAUUUUAAAGACGACAAAGGCCCAUUUUACUUUGCCGAUGUGUGUGCGGGUCCUGGGGGUUUCACUGAAUACAUCCUGUGGAGGAAGAAAUGGCUGUUCAAAGGCUUCGGGAUGACGUUGAAAGAUGAUAAUGAUUUUAAACUGUACGAGUCCUAUUGUGCAUGUCCUGCUACGUUUCAAGCUUUUUAUGGAAAAGACGGCGAUGGCAAUGUGUGCUCUCCAAACAAUAUUUUGGAUUUUAAGGAGAAAGUUUUGUGCGAAACUGGGGGAAAAGGAGUCCAUUUUAUGAUGUCUGACGGGGGGUUCUCAGUGGAAGGCAAUGAGAACUUUCAAGAAAUUCUCUCGAAAAGCAUUUACCUUUGUCAAUGUUUGGUAGCACUAGAAAUAGUGAGAUCUCAUGGACAUUUUGUUACUAAAUUAUUUGAUGUUUUCACCUCGUUUAGUGUUGGUUUGUUGUUUUUGAUUUACCAUUGCUUCGAAAAAGUUUCUAUUAUAAAACCUAAUUCUUCGAGACCGGCAAACAGUGAGAGAUAUUUCGUUUGUACGAAUUUAAAACGAAAUACUCCAUAUUUCGAAAAUCUUAAAAAGUAUUUGUGGACCAUUGUGAAUCAAUUAUGGGAAAGGAAUGAUCCUAGUAUUGUAGAUAUUUUGGAAAUUGUGCCCUUGGAAGUUAUAAAAAAAGACGAUAAAUUCUUUAAGUAUAUUUUCGCUAGUAAUAACUGUGUAGCAACGUAUCAGACAUUUUCAUUGAGGAAAUUAGCAACAUUUUGUCGAAAUCCGACCUUAGUCGAAUGUAGACAAAGCCAAUUAAGGAAGGAAUGCUUGGAAUUUUGGAAAAUUCCUGAUAAAAAGAGAAUACCUAUACCUCACCUAAAUCCCUCAGAACUUGUGAAUACUAUUUUUGAUAAACUUGAUAUAAUGUUAGCACCGCCUAGAGAAAUUGUCCAAAUCAAAACUUUUAACGAACUUAUUGUGUGUUUAGAGGAUUGGUAUUAUUUUCCUUUAUUCAGUUCACUUAAUAAAAAUAACUGUAAUUUUUAUGCUAGUACAUCAUAUUCUAAGGUAUACAGAUUACAGAACCAAAAAUGGGUAAAAAUUAAAAAUAUCCAAUUAUCAAAACAUACUCUGUGUUAUGGUGAAUUUGUAAAAGAAACGUGCAUUACAAAAUCGGAAACUAACAAUGAAAUUGAAAAUGUGAGAUACAGUUUACAUAUCAUUGAUGCAAUUCAACUGGGCGAUUGUAAUUUAACGAAUAUGAAUUUUUCUAAAAGACAAGAAAUGAUUGACACUUAUUGUAAAUCUUUGAACAAAGAAAACCAACGCAAUUUAGCUAGAAUUCGACCAAAGAUGGUGGAUAAAUUGGUAAACAUUUCAUCGGAAUGUUUAAUAUCACGAGAGGAAAAUGGUUUGUUUUCCAAGUUACCCUUGCUUGGAUACAAUUCAAUUUCGGAAACUUUUAUCGUAAACUCGAUAUUGUUGUUUAAAAAUAAUUUGAAUCAGCCUUUUUCAUGGUCUUAUGUAUUAAGAGUACAAAUAUUUUUAAAAGACAAGGUGAAUGAAGAAGGUGUCUCUUUAGAAGAUAUUUUAAACGAAGUAAAACGGAGAUUAUGA